Molecule: messenger RNA, 803 nt
Organism: Cuscuta campestris
Lineage: Eukaryota; Viridiplantae; Streptophyta; Magnoliopsida; Solanales; Convolvulaceae
Source: the annotation of a GenBank genome assembly
CUCUACUCAUUUUAACACACAUUUUUCACAUCAAAAUCUCCUCUGUUACACAAUUCUUCAUCUUUUUGCUUCAUUCAUGGCCGGAGGAAAGAAGACAAAGGUUUCGAAGAAGAAGGCCGCCGCUGAGGCUACGAGCUCUGCGCCUCAACCCUUUCCAUACCUGGACGGAUCCUUCUUGGAAUUCGGGUCAGAGGAGGAAUUCAACCGGUUCCUCACGCACUUUGCCAAGCGUCCCAUUUCUCCGCCUAGGGUGCUGCCCGAGUUGUACCCUCAACAAAAGGGGUACCACGACCUCGACAACCAGCUUCAAGCAUCGGGUCUGUGGUCGUUCGUCUCCAGGAGCCGCUCGAGCUUCAAUCCUGCCUUUGUGCGAGCCUUCUACUCCAAUCUCCGCCGGGACGGGGACACCAUUCGCAGUAGCAUCAAUCUCUACGACAUAGAGAUUGAUCUGGCUACCUUCGCUCGGGUCGCAGGGCUGCCCACCCGCGGUGACGACAUAACAACAUAUGGCGGCGAUGAUUGGAUCCUCAACAACGAGGCGGUGGUCAUCCGAGAGCUUGGGAUCACCAACCUCAUCCGUCUUGGCGAUUACUUCGGGAACGACAUAUGCCUCAGCUUAAGGCUCGACCGGAUUGGGUUAUGUUCCAUGAGUACCCCAACAAGAAGGGAAUGUUGAUUGUGGUUAUUAUACAAUGCGAUAUUGUUGGCUCAUCGUCAAUAUCUGUGCGAAAUGUUCAGUACCAUUAUUCGAGGUAUUUCAGUCUACUUUGCCUUAUACUAGAGCCGAGUUAGAGGAAAUUAGA